This is a messenger RNA of Botrytis byssoidea, 960 nucleotides long. RefSeq lists its product as uncharacterized. NCBI's taxonomy places the organism in Eukaryota, Fungi, Ascomycota, Leotiomycetes, Helotiales, Sclerotiniaceae. The transcript is spliced from 3 exons. The coding region runs from base 1 to 960 and encodes 319 amino acids. Gene Ontology annotation, molecular function: hydrolase activity. The record is from RefSeq and is a predicted model, not a curated record.
AUGAAAGAUACACGAUCUAAAAUGACCAUUCUAUACGCUCAUGGGGGCCUCAACUACUCCGGAGGACCAGCUUCUGUACGUGCAGUUACAUCAGCUCUAGCAAAACUUACCAAAGGCCGCUGUCUUGUUCUCGAACAAAGACUGGCUCCUCAGAACCCUUUUCCCGCACCUUUAGUCGACCUUUUGGUAGCGUACCUAUCACUUCUCUAUCCACCUAAGGAUUCUUUUCACGAAGCAACCACCCCUGAGAAUAUCGUCAUCGCUGGAGAAAGUAGCGGAGGUAACCUAUGUCUUACUUUUCUCCUCUUGCUUCAACAUUUCCAACAGAGAAAACCCCGCAUCAACUUCGAUGGCCAAUGUGUUUCGAUCCCAAAUCCUGCAGGUUUUGCGACCUUCUGUGCUCAAGUUGAUGCCACGAUGUCUUUCGAUAUUAUAACGCCGGAUUCUAUCUGGCCUAGUACGCCUCCGAGAUCACAUAUUUACUCACCUACGACGAACCUAAUAACACAUCCUUUGGUUAGCCCCGUUUCCUCCAAGUCAUGGCCUUCCAUAAAGUCACCGCCGUUGUUUUUUGCCUAUGGCCAAGAGCGCAUGGUAGAAGAAGGAAGGUUCACGGCAAAGCAAGCUUUCAAAGCUGGUGCUUCAGUAAAAUUCCACCAAUACAACGCACUUACUCACAUCUUUGUCUUUAUCGUACAAUUAGCUCAGACAGCUCACCUCUUUACUCAAUGGGCGCAGUUCUGUCGAAUGUGUGUUGAAGAGCCUCAAAACGUAGAUUCCAGUCGAUAUUAUAUUCAAAAACCUGUCGCGGGUACACCUGGUUUCAAGAUUAUCCUCCGUGAUAUUGGUGACGGGAAGGAAUUCACGGAUUUGGAGUAUGAAGAGGUGCUCAAAUUGAUGGAUGAAAAUGAAAUGAACAUGAAGGUUUGGAACGGACUGAAAACGAAGUCAUCGUUGUAA